Panicum virgatum (switchgrass) is the source of this 582-nucleotide messenger RNA. RefSeq names its product mannan endo-1,4-beta-mannosidase 8-like. The coding region runs from base 1 to 582 and encodes 193 amino acids. Gene Ontology annotation, molecular function: hydrolase activity, hydrolyzing O-glycosyl compounds. Lineage: Eukaryota; Viridiplantae; Streptophyta; Magnoliopsida; Poales; Poaceae. The record is from RefSeq and is a predicted model, not a curated record. The transcript is spliced from 2 exons.
AUGCCGCCGGACGCCGAUGAGUGGGCCGUGGUCGAGCGCCGGGGCCCGCACCUGCUGGAGUCGGGGCGGCCCUUCGUCGUCCACGGCUUCAACACCUACUGGCUCAUGUACUUCGCCGCCGACCCCGCCACGCGCCCCACGGUCACCGCCGCCCUCGCCGAGGCGGCCGACGCCGGGCUCAACGUUUGCCGCACCUGGGCCUUCAACGACGGCGGCGACCGCGCGCUGCAGCUGAAGCCCUCCUCCUACGACGAAGAGGUCUUCCAGGUGAGCUUUGGCUGCUUCGGGUGGGCACGGCACGAUGCAUCCAACUUGCUUGGGAUGCCAAUUUUGAUUGGGGAGUUUGGGGUAUCACUUAAGGACGGGAGGUUCGGCAAUGAAUUCCGAGAAUCUUUCAUGGAGACAGUUUACACAAUUUUCUCGAGCUCUUGGAAGAGUGGAGUGAUUGGGGGAGGCUGCCUUGUUUGGCAGCUCUUCCCUGAAAGUGCAGAGCACAUGGAUGAUGGUUAUGCAGUUAUUUUCAGAAAAUCAUCAUCCACAUUAAAUGUGCUUUCAAAUCACUCAAGGACUCUGGAAUAUUGA